CCACGGUCAAGAGCGCCCAGGCGCCCAUGGGCCAUAAGCAAGUAAAAUCAGGUGUUAAGUAUGUCUGCCAAGGAACCUACCCGACAACAGCUCUCCUCUCGUUUACAGUACCAAUCCCAUGUUCCUGCGUUCUUGCAAAAAUUUCAGAAUAAAAUUCAAGGCAUAACAGACGAAGACGAGGAUGAGCCACAGUACUAUGAUGACGGUUCAGGACGUCCACCGAUACCUGUCCGUGCUGCGAUACCCCAACGACCCGACGAUGAUCCCGGAAGCGCAGACGAAGACGACGUUGAUGAAAGACCUCAAGUAGUUGUGCUGAAAGAGGGCAAGCAUCUCACAGAGAGGGAAGCAGAGAAUGAGAGGCGGAAGGAGAAAGGAUUGCCACCACUUCCUGAUCCCAACAAGAAAGUGGAGAAUGAUACCAAGGAUGAUGCGAAAUCAGAGAUGAAUUCUUCGAAGAAGAAGCAGAAAGAGGCUGCUGUCACUCUGUCGUUCUCUUCUUCGGGUGCGAAGGUCCAACAAUCCAACAAGCUCAAACGAAAGGUUGUCGGAGACUUGGAUGGCAGCGACGAAGGUUCUAUGAAAGCUUCGAAGAAAAAGUCGAAGAAAACACGGAAGGGACCGCUCUCAUUUGGAGAAGACGUGUAAUUUGAGUCCUGGGCGUAGUACUAUUUUGCCACCAGGAUAUACUCUUGCCUUCACCAUAAGGCGCGUUGAGAACUAGGAAGGACACAGCGCAUCGGCUAUCCUCAUUGCCAGAGGAACCCAUCACGAAAGCAGGAACGUUCAUUGGCAGUGCUUAUCUCACUCCCCGUUAUAGAACUAUAUGGACAUGCUUCCGAAUUUUAGCGACACAAAAUGGUCAUCGAGACUCGACAGAGCAUCAAGAAUUCACAAUGGACGCCUACAACCGCAUUGUUAAUACGCCACUCAACUUGUUCGUGGUUAUAUAGGCCAGGCCGGUCCCGAGGUCAAUCAAGGUUCUCGAAGGGGUUUGGUUCGUAUAUGUAGUACAUACCAUCACUAGUAGCACAUAAAAUCCGCAAAAUAUGACCUUCCUGAAUAAUCACGUGAUCAAACUCAAUCACCAAA
Messenger RNA from Suillus fuscotomentosus, 1092 nucleotides. RefSeq lists its product as uncharacterized. Lineage: Eukaryota; Fungi; Basidiomycota; Agaricomycetes; Boletales; Suillaceae. The transcript has 3 exons. The coding region runs from base 61 to 648 and encodes 195 amino acids. The record is from RefSeq and is a predicted model, not a curated record.